GUGUUUAGUGGUCAGUUGGUAGUGGUGAGGCAGCAGCCAUGAUGGGUCCUACUCUGCUUCUGGCUCUGCUGGCCCUAUCUCAACCUACACAGGGGGGCCUUAAUACAGAACUUUUCUCGGACAUUGCAGAUGCCCUGUAUGAUUACGCCUACUAUGAUUACACUGAAUCGCCGGAUUCCACCGCAACGGACUAUGACUUGAGCUGGCUGACAGACCUCUUUGAUGAGCCAAAUGAAUGUGACCCAAACCCGUGCCUGAAUGAGGGCACCUGCGAGCCCAAGUCCAGAGGUGGCUACACCUGCUCCUGUCCACAGACAUACAGCGGCAAGCACUGCGAGAAAUAUGUGAAUCCCUGUAAGAAAGUCAACUGUGGCUCUGGUGAAUGUGUGUUGACCAGCACGGCUCCCUUCUACGAGUGCGUGUGCAAACCUCCAUUCCGACCGCCAAACUGCAGAAAAGCUGCAGCGUGCAAGACUAACCCGUGCCUGAACGGGGGGAGUUGCCAGAAGGGCCGCACCAGGUCCCAGUUCACCUGCCUCUGCCCGGCCGGAUACAGCGGCAAGCUCUGCCAAGUCGCGCCUGGUGAUUGCUAUAGCGGUGACGGGGAGUCGUACAGGGGCAUGGUGAGCGUGACAGAGGAGGGGAAAGACUGCCUUCCCUGGAACUCCCACAGGGUGCCCUACAACCAGCUCGACAUGCUGGAGGGCCUCGGACCACACAGCUACUGCAGGAAUCCUGAUGGGGAGGCUGCCCCCUGGUGCUUUGUGAAGGCCAAGAAGAGGGUGGAGUGGGAGUACUGCAACGUCACCUCCUGUGACCACGACAACGUCCACCCCACCGUAGUUGUACCUACAAAGCCCUCCGGUCCCGAUCCCGUGCCUUCCCAGAAGCCCACCACACAGCAGUUUGCCACGUGUGGCAAGCCAGAGCCGGGUCGAGCCUCCAGCCGGAUAUUCGGUGGCAGCAAGGCGGCACCCGCGGCCCACCCAUGGCAGGCCUCGCUACAGGUCAGACGCAAACGCUCCAACGACGAGUUCUCCCACCACUGUGGCGGCAUCCUCAUCGCCUCCUGCUGGGUCCUCACGGCCGCACACUGCAUCAACCGUAUCCAUGAGAUGCAGGUGGAGCUGGGUGGCGUGAUGCUCUAUAAGAAGGAGGACUCGGAGCAGAUCAUCCCCGUGGAAGACUUCAUAGUGCACGAGAACUACAAGGAGUCUAAAGUGGCCCUGCACAACGACAUCGCUCUUCUGAAACUACAGGGUCCUAAGGGCCAGUGUGCUAAGGAGACGAGGUACGUGAAGACAGCCUGCCUGCCCCCUGGACCACUACCAGACUCCUCAGAGUGCACCAUAUCCGGAUGGGGGGAGACAGAAACAGAGUACUGGAGCUCGAGGCUGUUGUCAGCGCAGGUGCGUCUGAUCUCGCAGCAGCGGUGCUCGGCCCCUAACGUCCUGGAGGAUCGCCUUGACGACAGCAUGCUCUGUGCAGGCAAAAUGCAGGGAGGAGUAGACACCUGUCAGGGGGAUUCUGGGGGUCCCCUGGUCUGCCAGAAGGACGGCGUCCACUACAUCUACGGCGUGGUCAGCUGGGGCGACGGCUGCGCCCUGAAAAACAAACCGGGAGUGUACGCACGAGUCACCAAGUUUGUGGACUGGAUCAACGAGAAAAUGCGAACAGGCUAAAGGCAUGAGAGAGAGAGAGAGAGAGAGAGAGAGAGAGAGAGAGAGAGAGAGAGAGAGAGAGAGAGAGAGAGAGAGAA
This is a messenger RNA of Engraulis encrasicolus (European anchovy), 1759 nucleotides long. Its product is annotated as hyaluronan-binding protein 2-like. NCBI's taxonomy places the organism in Eukaryota, Metazoa, Chordata, Actinopteri, Clupeiformes, Engraulidae. The transcript is spliced from 14 exons. The record is from RefSeq and is a predicted model, not a curated record. The coding region runs from base 39 to 1682 and encodes 547 amino acids. Gene Ontology annotation, molecular function: calcium ion binding; serine-type endopeptidase activity. Gene Ontology annotation, biological process: blood coagulation; proteolysis.